GUGUGUGCUUUCCAUUAUCAAGGCUUUGUGGAUUCUAUGAAAGAACUACUGCACCUGAAAGAGCGAUGUGGUGAUAUCAAGCAAGAUGCUAUUGCUAUCAAUACACAAAUACAAGCGGCAAGCGAGGAUAUCUCCAAGAAAAGUGCGGAAAUCGUUAAAUAUAGAAAACUCGUAAAAAAUGCAUCAACUGCGAUUGAUCAGAUAUCAGUAUGUCUUCCCGUACUAGAGAACUACGCGAGAUUACAAGAGCUGAUGCAGCUUAAGAAGUACUACCAAGCGCUAAAAGUCUUGGAAGAGUUGGAACAUACUCAUCUUGCUCUUGUGGAGAAGUAUAGGUUCACACAGAUACUGGCUAAGACAAUGGCUCCUGUUCGAAAUGAAAUCAAGGCUAAGGUAUGUUGUAGAUUAAUCUACUUGUGA
This is a messenger RNA of Cylicostephanus goldi, 420 nucleotides long. Lineage: Eukaryota; Metazoa; Nematoda; Chromadorea; Rhabditida; Strongylidae. The record is from the annotation of a GenBank genome assembly.